UAAGAUAUUUCUGCAUCUUGCAAAGAAGAUAAAAGAAAAUUUUUCUUUGGAAUAGAUGGAUUUUUAUCUCUCUCUGUGAACUAAGUCGAUUCGAUGUCUCUUUUGGAUUGUUUCUGCACUUCACGAACACGAGUUGAAUCACUCAGAUCUGAAAAACAAUCUGAAACCAGUGUCCAUCAAUACUUGGUUGAUGAACCAACCCCUUCCUGGCUGCCUCCAUCGACUAGAGCCAGCGACGUGAUAUGUUCCACCGACGUUUCUCAGUAUGAGCUCCAAGUGGAAAUAGGAAGAGGAUUUGACAAUUUGACUUCUGUCCACCUUGCCCGGCAUACUCCUACAGGAACAUUGGUGACUAUAAAAAUUACAAAUCUGGAAAACUGCACUGAAGAACGCCUGAAAGCUUUACAGAAAGCAGUGAUUCUAUCCCACUUUUUCCGGCAUCGCAAUAUUACAACUUACUGGACAGCUUUCACUGUCGGCAGCUGGCUUUGGGUUAUUUCUCCAUUUAUGGCCUAUGGUUCAGCAAGUCAACUCUUGAAGACCUACUUUCCUGAAGGAAUGAGUGAAGCUUUAAUAAGAAACAUUCUCUUUGGAGCAGUGAGAGGGUUGGACUAUCUGCACCAAAAUGGCUAUAUUCAUAGGAGUAUUAAAGCCAGCCAUAUCCUCAUUUCUGGUGAAGGCCUAGUGACCCUCUCUGGCCUGUCCCACCUGCAUAGUUUGGUUAAGCACGGACAGAGACAUAGGGCUGUGUAUGAUUUCCCACAGUUCAGCACAUCAGUGCAGCCGUGGCUGAGUCCAGAACUCCUGAGACAGGAUUUACAUGGAUAUAAUGUGCAGUCAGAUAUUUACAGUGUUGGGAUUACAGCCUGCGAGUUAGCCAGUGGGCAGGUGCCUUUCCAGGACAUGCACAGAACACAGAUGCUGUUACAAAAACUGAAAGGUCCUCAUUAUAUUCCAUUGGAUGUCAGCAUUUUCCCUCAGUCAGAGUCCAGAAUGAAAAACUCCCGAUCGGGUAUAGACUCUGGGAUUGGAGAAAGUGUACUUGUCUCCAGUGCAACUCACACUGUUAACAGCGACCGAUUGCACACGCCCUCAAAAACCUUCUCUCCUGCCUUCAUUAGCUUGGUGCAGCUCUGUUUGCAGCAAGAUCCUGAGAAAAGGCCUUCGGCAAGUAGUUUAUUAUCCCAUGUAUUCUUCAAACAGAUGAAAGAAGAAAGCCAGGAUUCAAUACUUUCACUGUUGCCUCCUGCUUACAACAAGCCAUCAACAGCACUGCCUCCAGUGUUGCCUUGGACUGAGCCAGAGUGUGAUUUUCCUGAUGAAGAACACUCACACUGGGAAUUCUAGGGCUGCCAAAUCAUUUCAUGUCCUAUAUACUUGACACUUUUCUCUUUGCUGCUUUUUCUUCUGUAUUGCUAGGUACCAAUAUCAGGAUUAUACUUGAAAAUACAGUUGGUUCACUGGAGACGCUAUCAUUUAAAACCACUCUGUUCAAAGGGGCAUGAGUUGUCAACCUUCCAGUUAGCUCAGAAUGCUGUCACAACUCCAGGAAGACGUCAGAAUUAUUGAUCUAGCUAAGUUAGUGACAUCUGUUCUUGAAUGUUUUCCCCUAAGCUGUAACUAACUUAUCUCUUGAUCGCAGUAUGAUUUUUGAGCCAGUUAGUGUUUCUGGCAUUUUGCAGUCCUCUUGGGAAUGACUCCUCAGAGGCCAGGGCUUCCUAGUAUAUCUUUGUCUUCCAGAUUCUCUAGCCUUUUGAUCAGCAGGCUAGUUUAUCCUGGCCCUAAACCUUUUCUGGUAGAGGGAAAAUAUUUCUACUUUUUUUUUUUUCCAUGAAUAGAGUAACAUCAAACUGAGCCUCACAUUAAACAAUUGACUUGAAAUAUAUACAGUUAUAAAUUGCUUUUUUAAAAAAUGGGGCUAAUGUAAUACUUUUCUACCUAUGUAAAUUAUAGAUCCUUAAUUUGUGUACCCCAUGGGAGCUCAAUAAAGAUUUAUUGAGUCGAA
Messenger RNA from Tupaia belangeri chinensis (Chinese tree shrew), 2005 nucleotides. It is a transcript of the gene STRADB, whose product is annotated as STE20 related adaptor beta. The transcript is spliced from 11 exons. Bases 94 to 1347 code for a protein of 417 amino acids. Gene Ontology annotation, cellular component: serine/threonine protein kinase complex. Gene Ontology annotation, biological process: protein export from nucleus; activation of protein kinase activity; protein phosphorylation. Gene Ontology annotation, molecular function: protein serine/threonine kinase activator activity; protein kinase activity; ATP binding. The record is from RefSeq and is a predicted model, not a curated record. NCBI's taxonomy places the organism in Eukaryota, Metazoa, Chordata, Mammalia, Scandentia, Tupaiidae.